AUGGAGGCCACUUGUCCCCGUCGUACUCCGUAUCCGCUUGGGAGACAGUGCAGAUAUGUUUAUGAUGUGGUGUGCACUGCGCUCCCUAACAUUCCGACUUUGGGUGUCGCUAUCGACGUGAUCAAGCAAGUGCUUAUUCCACUUCGUCUUAUGUUCUGCGCGGGAUGGGUUCAUCAUGACAUCAACCCCGACAAUAUUCUUGCAUACCGCCCUUCCGAUGAUGCGCCCUGGUCGGUCAGACUCUCUGACCUCAAGUUUGCCACGAAGUUCCCUGCGGCGGAGAUACCUCCCAAGGACGAAAUUAUCAUUGGUACACCAGGCUUUAUCGCAUGCGAGGUCCAGCAGCAGCAACACAUAUCUCCGCCUAUUACCAUCGACGACGAUGUGCCCUGCGAGGAAUACCUCCGACGAUUUGAGGAAGCCCGAGAGAAGCUCGAUCUCUCCGGGCCAGUGUUGCAGACCUACCAACACGAAUUCGAGUCGAUCUGGUGGGUCUUGAUGUGGGAGACGACCUACCGCGUCGCCGAUCGGCCCGACACCAAGGAAAACAUAUUCCUCCGCCUCGCCAACCCCGAUACCGGUGUAUGUGUCUCCCCGUACAACGGGGUUCCGGUUGCGUCUACUCUUGAGGGGUUCAUUGUGGCGCUUGACAAGUUGGCGUGGGCGUUGUGGAAGGCGACAUAUAGGCGUAAUGAGGGGGGUUUGAGGAGGCAGGUGGCAGCGUACGCGGAUGUGGUCGGUAGUAAGCAUUGGAAGGCGUUUUGGGGCGCUGUGGAGGAGAGUAGGGAGCAGUGGGGAGAGGAGCUGCUUAUGGUUGACAGUCUGGUGUGGGAUAGGGCGAGGAGCGUGGCGAAGGAGUUGGGGAGUCGGGUAUACGAGUUUGUUCCUCUUACUGUGCAGGAAAUGCAGAAGGUUAAAAUCGAUGCCGAGGAGAGCAAGGCGAAGAAGCCUGCCACGAAGAAGAAAGGUUUCGCCACCAAGCAGAAAGGCUCGACCAGCAAGAAGAAAGCUGGCGAUGCUACGACGAAGAAAGCCAGUGAUGCCGCCAAGAAGAAAGCCGGCGAUGCUACGAAGGAGAAAGCCGGUGAUGCCACGAAGAAGACUAAGUCGAAGACUGUCACCAACAAAGAGACAGCCACUGCUGCUUCGGAGAAGAAAGCCGGCAACUCGAAUAAUUCGAAGAAGCGUAAGGCUCUGGAGGGAGCCGAUGACGAUCGCGGUAACGCCGAUGAGAAUGGGGACAAUGAAGAUAGGAAGAGGGGGGCGAAGAGGGCCAGGGUUGGGUCGAAAUAA
Coprinopsis cinerea okayama7#130 is the source of this 1293-nucleotide messenger RNA. Its product is annotated as other/FunK1 protein kinase. Lineage: Eukaryota; Fungi; Basidiomycota; Agaricomycetes; Agaricales; Psathyrellaceae. Bases 1 to 1293 code for a protein of 430 amino acids. The transcript is spliced from 4 exons. The record is from RefSeq and is a predicted model, not a curated record.